Euleptes europaea (tarantolino) is the source of this 2454-nucleotide messenger RNA. It is a transcript of the gene ACE2, whose product is annotated as angiotensin converting enzyme 2. Gene Ontology annotation, molecular function: metallopeptidase activity; peptidyl-dipeptidase activity. Gene Ontology annotation, cellular component: plasma membrane. Gene Ontology annotation, biological process: proteolysis. NCBI's taxonomy places the organism in Eukaryota, Metazoa, Chordata, Lepidosauria, Squamata, Sphaerodactylidae. The record is from RefSeq and is a predicted model, not a curated record. The transcript is spliced from 18 exons. Bases 1 to 2454 code for a protein of 817 amino acids.
AUGCAGAGGCAUCUUUGUCUUCUUUGGAGUUUGGCUCUUCUGGCUGCAACCCAGGACGUGACCCAAGUGGCCAAAGAGUUUCUGGAACAGUUUAAUGCGCAGGCAGAAGAUCUAUCUUAUGAAAACUCACUCGCUUCAUGGGAUUACAAUACCAACAUUACAGAAGAGAAUGCCAGGAAGAUGAAUGAAAUGAACUCCAGGUGGUCAACAUUUUAUGAAGCAGCCUCCCAAAAUGCCAGUGAUUUUAAUGUGAAUAGCAUUUCUGAAAAUCUUGUCAAACUCCAGAUUCAGUCUCUGCAGGACAAAGGAUCAUCAGUGUUAUCAGCAGAAAAACAGAACAAACUGAACAUAAUUUUAAAUAAGAUGAGUACCAUUUACAGUAUUGGGACUGUGUGCAAGCUGGCAGAUGCCUCUACGUGUUUGCCCCUGGAACCAGGUCUGGAUGUUAUAAUGGCUGACAGCACUGAUUACUCAGAGAGACUGUGGGCUUGGCAAGGCUGGAGAGCUGACAUUGGCAAGAAAAUGAGGCCUUUAUAUGAAGGCUACGUUGAACUGAAGAAUGAGGCUGCAAGGGGGAACAAAUAUUCUGACUAUGGAGAUUACUGGAGAGGGAAUUAUGAAACAGAUUAUCCGGAGGAUUAUCGAUACAGUCGCGAGCAACUGAUAACUGAUGUGGAAGAGACAUUUAAACAAAUAAAACCUUUGUAUCAGCAGCUGCACGCUUAUGUGAGGAGUAAUCUGCAGAAAAUAUAUGGCUCAGACCUCAUUGACUCAAAAGGGUGUCUUCCUGCUCAUUUGCUUGGUGACAUGUGGGGAAGAUUUUGGACAAAUUUAUAUCCCUUAAUGAUUCCUUAUCCAAAUAAACCGAAUAUUGAUGUGUCUUCGGCAAUGGUUGAUAAGAACUGGAAUGUAACAGCUAUAUUUAAAGCUGCUGAGGAGUUUUUUGCCUCAAUUAACCUCUACAACAUGACGAAGGGCUUCUGGAAAAAUUCUAUGCUUGAAGAACCUAACGAUGGCAGGAAAGUUGUCUGUCACCCCACAGCCUGGGAUAUGGGAAAAGGAGACUACAGGAUCAAGAUGUGCACUAAAGUGACUAUGGAUGACUUCCUGACAGCACACCAUGAGAUGGGGCACAUUGAAUAUGAUAUGGCCUAUGCCCAUCUUCCUUAUCUGCUAAGAAGUGGUGCCAAUGAAGGAUUCCAUGAAGCCAUAGGAGAGAUCAUGUCACUUUCUGCAGCCACACCAAGCCAUUUGAAAUCCCUCGGUCUUUUGGAUCCUAACUUCCAGGAAGAUGAUGAAACGAAGAUUAAUUUCCUGCUCAAACAAGCCCUCACUAUUGUUGGAACGAUGCCUUUCACAUACAUGCUAGAGAAAUGGCGGUGGAUGGUGUUUGCUGGUACGAUCUCAAAAGAACAGUGGAUGAGAAAAUGGUGGGAAAUGAAGCGAGAGAUAGUGGGUGUUGUUGAGCCAUUGCCUCGUAACGAGGCAUACUGUGAUCCCGCAGCUCUGUUUCACGUUGCCAAUGACUACUCUUUUAUAAGAUAUUACACAAGGACUAUUUAUCAAUUCCAGUUUCAAGAGGCGCUUUGCAAAGCUGCUAAUCACACGGGUCCUCUUUAUGAAUGUGACAUUACAAACUCCACAGCAGCUGGCCACAAGUUGCGGGACAUGCUUUCCUGGGGAAGAUCUGAGCCUUGGACCAAGGCUUUACAAAAUGUGACAGGAGAAAAGACAAUGAACGCAACUGCACUGCUUCUCUACUUCAAGCCUUUAUAUGAGUGGCUGGUAAAGAAUAACACCAACAGAUUUGUUGGUUGGGAUCCAAACUGGUCUCCAUAUGAAAACUAUUCAAUCAAAGUGAGGAUCAGCCUGAAAACAGCGAUGGGAGACAACAGUAUGUACACAUGGGAUGAAAAUGAAAUGUAUUUAUUCACGGCAACAAUUGCCUAUGCCAUGAGGAAGUACUUCUUGCUGAAGAAGAAUGAAAUAGUAGAAUUUCGAAGUGUAAAUAUCCAUGUAUAUCGUGUGACACCAAGAGUCUCCUUCCAAUUUAUUGUCACCAUGCCUAAUAAUGAUUCAGACAUUGUUCCCAAAUCUGAAGUGGAAGAAGCAAUCAGUUUAUCUCGUGGGCGCAUCAAUGAAGCUUUCCAACUGAAUGACCGAACUCUGGAGUUUAUUGGCCUUGCUCCAACAUUGGCACCACCUUACACACCUCCAAUCACUGUUUGGCUGAUAUUAUUUGGAAUCGUCAUGGGCGUUGUUGUGGUUGCGAUCAUUGUCUUGGUGAUCAAGGGACACAGAAGCCGAAAACAGAAAAGAAGGGCAACCAAAAAUGAAUUACUCCAAACAACUGCAGUGAACUCUCAUGACAGCAGUGGAGAAAAGAAUCUUGACAGCAGUGGAGAAAAGAACCCAGCUUAUCUGCAAGAUGAUGAGUGCAUAUCAACAUUUUGA